AACCUAAAAAAAGCCGGUGUCCCCUGCACGACUGCGUCUAUCUUCACAAAUUCGCAAGUGUGAAAAUAAAUCGAAUUUGUACUAUUUUAAAGCGUAAUUAAUUAGCAACACCAAGAUGAGCGAAGAUCUGCAGCGAAAAAUUCAGUCCGAGCUGGACAGUUUCAAAAAUACACAGAAAGAGUUGCAGAAAGCCAUUUCGUCCAGGCAGCAGCUCGAUGGUCAAUUAAACGAAAAUAUGAUAGUGAAAGAUGAGCUCGAUAUACUGCCUAAAGAUGCCAAAGUCUACAAGUCCGUGGGUCCAGUCCUUAUUAAGACAGAGCUCAUCGAGGCUAAACAAAACGUGAGCAAACGGAUGGAGUACAUAAAUAAGGAGCUUAAGAGGUGCGACGACUUGAUCACUUCGAUGGAGAAGAAGCAGGACACUCAUAGGGAGUCCCUCCAGAAGCUGCAGCAUCAGUUCCAGCAAGCGCAAGUCAAGGCUGCAUUGCAUGCCUAAUAUUGGAUCUCAUUUAGCUUUAUUUAAUGGAUUUAUUUAUGUAACGGUUAAACUCGAGUUUUGUAAUUUUGAAAACUAAUAAAAUGACGUCGUUAACACAA
Zophobas morio is the source of this 597-nucleotide messenger RNA. Its product is annotated as probable prefoldin subunit 6. Gene Ontology annotation, molecular function: protein-folding chaperone binding. The coding region runs from base 116 to 496 and encodes 126 amino acids. The record is from RefSeq and is a predicted model, not a curated record. The transcript is spliced from 2 exons. NCBI's taxonomy places the organism in Eukaryota, Metazoa, Arthropoda, Insecta, Coleoptera, Tenebrionidae. Gene Ontology annotation, cellular component: cytoplasm; prefoldin complex. Gene Ontology annotation, biological process: chaperone-mediated protein complex assembly; protein folding.